GGAGUCAGGCCUUGUACUCCCGAACAGUAGAUGGUGGACAUGCACCUCUUUGUGUUGGUUGCCAUACGCCGUUAAAUCGGAAAAAAGAAGAAGAUCUAUUUUUUGUUUACAAAAUAACCAAUCACAUGCAGUGGCGUAUGACGUUUCCUACGGAUUCCAACCGUAGGCCAUUUCGGUUUGGUUCAGGGGAGGAGUGUAACGGUAUAGCUACCAUAGUCUCCGGUAUCGGUUUUACGGAUUUACUGUAGCUAUAGCCACAAACAUUACGUUUUUCUGUCGCAUUUACGGAGUGUCAGUUUUUGUUUUGAAACUUGAGGCCUGUUGAAAUGGCAGAUCCAGCCAUGCACAGAGACUGUCCUCUUGACUGCAAGGUCUAUGUGGGGAACCUGGGCAACAAUGGCAACAAGACGGAGCUGGAGAGGGCGUUUGGCUACUACGGCCCCCUCCGCAGUGUCUGGGUGGCAAGAAACCCCCCAGGCUUUGCUUUUGUUGAAUUUGAAGAUCCCAGAGAUGCUACCGAUGCAGUGCGGGAGCUUGAUGGAAGGACAUUGUGCGGUUGUCGUGUACGAGUUGAGCUAUCCAAUGGAGAGAAACGCACCCGCAAUCGUGGUCCUCCCCCCUCGUGGAGCAGACGCCCUCGAGACGACAACAGGCGUCGUAGUCCCCCGCCCAGACGCAGAUCCCCACGUAGGAGGAGCUUCAGUCGCAGUCGUAGCAGGUCUCUUUCCAGAGACAGGAGGAGGGAGAGAUCCUUGUCCCGAGACAGGAACCACAAACCAUCCAGGUCCUUCUCUAGAUCCAGGAGCCGCUCCAGGUCUAAUGAGAGAAAGUAAGAGGAUGCAUGGAGGUCAUGUUUAAAGUCGCAGAUGAAUGAACGCUCAUACUUAUUGAUUCAUUUCAUUUGAUGGAGAGAAAAAAUCAGUGAGUUUUUUUGUUUGUUUUAAUCCAUCAAUAAUUUUUUGGCGCUUUUGUUUUUAGCUUCUCUGUGACGUGCAAAUUUCCUCUUUCUAUAUUUUGUAAUUAAGUGUGAGUAUAUGUGUUGAUGCUUGACCUCUGCCCUGUAGUCUUCUUGGUGCUGAAAUACUGUUUUCCACGAUUACUUUCUGCCUUCAAUGUUGCCUGUUAUCUGCUAUUGUUUUUCCAAAGUUAUUUUCUCGAUUUGUCAAUGAACCAUUACAGGUGAGUCUAGCUCUGAUAAAAAAUGGCACUGUGAUGAAGGAAUACAUUAGACACACAGACAUGCAGUAGUUCUAAUCUUAACUAUCUGAGUUUGUCUAAGAUUUCACUUUCUUUCAUUGAUAUUUGUACUGUUUGUAAUGUUCUCUGAAUUAAAAGAAAAUUCAGAAAAGUUGUCUGUGAAGUCAUCAAAUCUGAUAGAAAGAAAUCUAGGUACCAAAAGGGGGUGCAAUGGCUAUACAUUCAUUUUUUCUAGACCUGUGCAUGAGUGGUCUGGUCU
Molecule: messenger RNA, 1456 nt
Organism: Hypomesus transpacificus
Lineage: Eukaryota; Metazoa; Chordata; Actinopteri; Osmeriformes; Osmeridae
Gene: srsf3b
Product: serine and arginine rich splicing factor 3b
Exons: 7
Coding region: 327-833 (168 amino acids)
Biological process (GO): mRNA splicing, via spliceosome
Cellular component (GO): nuclear speck
Molecular function (GO): RNA binding
Source: RefSeq, a predicted model, not a curated record